ACCCUGUGCCUGGGGACUGUGGCCUGGAGGCUGAGCAGGAGCUGAGGAGGGGACCAGAGGGACAAGGCCCCUAAGCUGGCCACCAUGGCGAGACUCUGGGUGCAGGGGAGGUGAGGGGCCUGCGUGUGCCUUAUCUUCCCAGACCCACUGGAUCCUUCUUGUCCUCUGAUCAAGGUAGGUGUGUGUGGGGGUGGGGGCUGUGGGGAUUUGUGGGGGUGGGGUGGGGAAGGACCAAGCAAUCCAUGGAAGAUGGGAGUGCAGUGAGGGGAUGGGGGUCGGGUGAUGCCCUCAGACACCCUGUCCUCUGGCCUGCUCUGUGUGUGGGUGUGCACACUGAGGGGAGCUGUUUGUGGCUAAGUGCAGGGUAAACGUGUGUGCCCAAGUGUAUGUGGUUGUGCAGGAGGGGGCAGAAGUUCAGGGCUGCAGCGAUAGGCCAGGCGGGAAAGGGUUGGAGGCCAGGACAGUCUUGGAUGCAAAUAUAUGGCUGGAGAGGGAUGAGGGGCUGGGGGCACCGUUGUGAGGGGUGAUGCCUUCCCCGUCCCUGCUGCAGACCUCAAGGACCUGGCUACAUGAUCACUCCCCUCACCAUGAGCCCUCUGGAACUGACUCCUCCCACCAGCCCUGGCCUUGUCCCCCAGCUGCAGGUCCCAGCCUGCUGUGUUAAAAGCAACCAAACCAACUUUGUUCCAGUGGGUGAGUUUACCUGGAGUCCAGAGUAGCAGGGAGUGGCCCAUCUACUAAGACCACAGCCAGAGUCCUGAGCUUCAUCCUUGACACCCCCUUGUGCCCACUCCCUACCCCGGGCAGUGCCGCUGCUUCUACCCCUGUGCAAUAUAGCCUCCUCCAGCCCCAGCCCUAGCCCUGCCCCUUCCACAGCCCACGGCGCAGAGAGUUUCAACUAUGUCCUCAUGGGAUCCUUGCUUCAAUUCUGUUCCCUUCUGAUCCCUCUGUCACACUGCCCAAGUGGGUGUUCGCACCUACAGAUCUGAAUGGGUCACAUUCCCUGGCCUAAGCUUUGCUGUAGCCUGGCCUGGACCCCAGCUCACCUGCAGCCUUGGCUCUCUCCUCCCUGCUAGAUACAGCCUAGGAGCCCCAUGUUGGAUUUUCAGAAAGAUGCCACACUUUCUCACCUUUGGGCCUUCUGUAGGAAUAGCCCCAGCUCAGGUCUAGCCUCCCUCCUCUCUACCCCUAAUGCUUAGCUUGGCGGAGCCCUGCCUACUUCCUUGCCUGGCAUCCCUGGGCAUGGCAGGCUCUUCAAGGGCGGGGACCGUGGCUUGUUCACCAGAUAAACUCCUUCUAUGAACACUCACUGCAUCUCCAUUUCCCAACCUCACCUUCUCCAGGGCUGGCUCCGUUUCUGACUCCAGCACUAGGCCAGCUCAGGGCUCUUUCUUGGUUCUGGGGCUCUAAGCCAAAUUGGUUCUCUCUCAUCCUUCUACCUGGACACCUGAGCUCCUAUGUUGGCUGCUGUGGGUGGGAACCCACAGCCCUUUGUUUUUUUCUGGAAGAGAAAGGGAGAGAGGUCUCCAGUAAGCACUGCCCUCCUUUGGAGUCCCUGAACAUGUAUGUGACCUCCAUAGAGCUGUCCACAGAGACAGGGGCCACACUCAGGCCCAGGCAAAGGGAGAAGUAAGCCCGGCCUGAGAUCCCCCAUGCUGGAGGCAGACUGCUCACUGGACGUGCCCACCCCACUGUGUGGUGGUUGGCCGGGGUGGGGUGGGUAUGAGGUACAGGUCGGUCUGCAGCAGGUAGGAGCCGUAGGAGGACAGGAGGAAGUUACAUGCAUCCUCCACUAAGGACUGGACAGUCCCCAGAACCAGGCCCCUUCAGACCUGGAAUGCUCAGCUGCUGGUCAGGAAGGGGAGAGCUGAGACCUCCAGGCCUGAGCUCCUCACCCCUGUCUGGCCCCUUCUCUCUGUUGAUUGCCUCAGGGAAAGACAAACGACCUGGAUGGACCACGACUUUGCUCCUGCUCCUCCAGAGAUGCAGUCGCAUGGAGCUCCGGGCCCGGGAACCUCCUUCUCCCAUAGCCAUGUGCUGGGGCGCCCUAGCCGCCCCUCGAGACUCCCUGGAGGAGGGUCCCCCCUCACCCCUGUCCUCAGGAAGACCAUCCAUCUGGAUACCUUCCCCCAAAGCCAUAUCCCACAGACCUCCAGCCGGCUGGGCCUUGGAGCCAGGACCCGGAGUGUGCCCCCACAGGAGAUGGGCAUUGCUCUGGGGGCUUCCUUGAGCCCCCUGCCCACCAGCAGCCUUGUACCCAGGAAGCUCAGCUCCAUCUCCUUGACUCUCCGUCAGAACAGCCAGGCACGGUCCCUGGAUCGCCCACUUUCUCACUGGGAAGAGUUGCCUACCCCAGGAAAGAAGGCUGCUCCCCAUGAAGGAGGGAGGGUGUCCUCGCCAGGCUCGCCACCUGUAACCCUAGUGCCAGGGGGCAGGGUCCACUCUGAGGGCCCAGGGAACCCAGGUCUGACCAAAUCCAGCAGGAUGCUUGCCACGGAGAAGCCCCUGGUGAGUUCCUACCUAACCUUACCUUUCCAAUCCCGGUUAGCUCAGAGUGCACCAGUCCUUGCAGAGCCAGGCUCGUUGGGCCAGGGGCACCUUGUCUCAGUGACUGACCACAUGCCUACCAGAGCUUCUCCAGGAAAAGGCAAGCCCCGGGCCAGGGGGAUCCCCAGACCCCGGGGGCGUCUCCAAAGGGCCAACACAGCUGUGAAUUUGACUGCUAUGGACACAAGGACAGACGCAGCCAGACAUUUAGCCACAAUGGCCACCAACAGACCUAGCUUGGCUAUCAAUUUAGCCACACCAAACACAUCCGGACUGGACACAGGCACAGAGUUCCCUGCUCUGGAUAUCAAGCUGGGCACAGCCAGAGACUUGUCUUCGGUAGGGACAGUCAAGUCAAGCAAAACCAUGAACUUGGCUACAGCAGGCACAAUCAAGCCAGGCACAGCCAUGAACUUGGCUACAGCAGGCACAAUCAAGCCGGGCACAGCCACGAAUCUGACUACAGUUGGGACAACCAAGCCGAGGAUGGUCAUGGAUUUGAUAGCCUCAGAACCAGACAAGCUGGGCAAAGCCAUGGCUACAAGAAGCACAGCCAACCCAGAUAUGACCACAGAGGGCACAGCCAUGGAUUCAGCAACAUCAGACCCAGUCAAGCCGGACACCAUCACAGCUACAGUGGGCACCAGUACGUUGGAAACAGCCAUGGCUUUGGCCAGAGUAAACAGAGCCAAGCUGGGCAAGGCUAUGAAUUCUCUUGCUUUGGACACAAGCAGGAUGGGCACAGCUGUGGGUUCAGUUGUGCCAGUAACCCCAGACCCAGCCACUGGGAAGACCACACUAGGCAGUGUUAAUAACCUAACCAUAUCAGACAUUGCUACAUGCCUGGUAAUGCCAAGCAGAUCCACAGACCCAGCCCUGGACAACACUAAUGCUGCCACGGACAGAGCCACAGAGCCUGCCUCACUGGACCUGGCCACGGAAUACAAAGGGCUCCCAGAGACCAGGACGGACGCAGCCAUGUCAGAGCUGGUGCCUGAGCCCAGGCCUAAGCCAGCGGUGCCCAUGAAGCCCAUGAGCAUCAACUCCAACCUGCUGGGCUACAUCGGCAUCGACACCAUCAUCGAGCAGAUGCGCAAGAAGACCAUGAAGACCGGUUUCGACUUCAACAUCAUGGUCGUUGGCCAGAGUGGACUGGGCAAAUCAACGCUGGUCAACACGCUCUUCAAAUCUCAAGUGAGCCGCAAGGCCUCCAGCUGGAACCGGGAGGAGAAGAUCCCCAAGACAGUGGAGAUCAAAGCUAUUGGGCAUGUGAUAGAGGAAGGCGGUGUCAAAAUGAAGCUGACCGUCAUCGACACCCCAGGCUUUGGAGACCAAAUCAACAAUGAAAACUGCUGGGAGCCCAUUGAGAAGUACAUCAAUGAGCAGUACGAGAAGUUCCUGAAGGAGGAGGUGAACAUCGCCAGGAAGAAACGCAUCCCUGACACUCGUGUCCACUGUUGCCUUUACUUCAUCUCCCCCACGGGACACUCCUUACGACCUCUGGAUCUCGAGUUCAUGAAACACCUCAGCAAGGUUGUGAACAUCAUCCCUGUCAUUGCUAAGGCUGACACCAUGACCCUGGAGGAGAAGUCUGAAUUCAAGCAAAGGGUUCGCAAGGAGCUUGAAGUAAAUGGCAUUGAAUUCUACCCCCAGAAGGAAUUUGAUGAGGAUUUGGAGGAUAAGACGGAGAAUGACAAAAUCAGGCAGGAGAGCAUGCCUUUUGCUGUGGUGGGAAGUGACAAGGAGUAUCAAGUGAAUGGCAAGAGGGUCCUCGGUCGAAAAACUCCAUGGGGGAUCAUCGAAGUGGAAAACCUCAACCACUGUGAGUUUGCCCUGCUUCGAGAUUUUGUCAUCAGGACCCACCUCCAGGACCUCAAGGAAGUGACACACAACAUCCACUAUGAGACUUACAGGGCCAAGCGGCUCAAUGACAAUGGAGGCCUCCCUCCGGGAGAAGGCCUCCUGGGCACUGUCCUUCCACCUGCGCCAGCCACCCCCUGCCCCACUGCUGAAUGAAGGCCAUUUCAAGCGCUGCUUCUCCCUCCAUUCCUCUCAGCUGUUAUUGCUGCAGGGCCAAGCCCUUUUUAGUGCUGUGCUAGUCCAGCUCACCACCACAGCCCCUCUCAGCCCUCACUAGGUGGGAGGUGCCAGCUGCCUCAUUAGGACAGUUGCAUCCUCCAUUUAUCCAAACCACUCCUCUCCUCCCAGUGGAGUGGGGUUCUGCCAGCACUGCCCUACUGCAUCAUCUGUGUCAGCCGGUCCUAGCCCAUCUGCAGGGUGAAAGAACUCAUCAAGAGCUCCUUCUGCCCUUGUAAGCCCAUCCCAGCUACUUGUAACCAUCUCUAAGGGCAAUGGCAUUGCUCCCUACCCAUUCAUCUGCAUGAGCUACUCUUGGCUUCCUUAAAGGAUCAAGAAAGCAAUUUUUCUGCUUACUAGAUUCAUUGAGAUCAGCUGUGUGAGCCCCAAAGUGGGACAAGGGUGUCUCCUUCAUUACUUAAAGGUAUUCAUGAGGGUGGGUCACUACAGAUGCUGGGGAGCAAGGGCUAGGAUCACUUUUUAAAAAAUCACCACUUGUGGCUGGCCCAGAGUGCGGUUGUACAUCCUCCCCACCUCAUAACGCAGCCACUGAGGAAGAGUGGUUUUCCUAAGAAGACAUUGCUGGAAUUGACUUUCUUCUGUCCAAACAAGCAAAAACUAAACACACACACAAACCCCCAGAAACCCACAAUACGUACCCGCUAAGGAAAAACUAGCACCCUUCUGUCCACUCAGCAAUAAGAGGGAUCUCUUCCCACCUACCCUACCUACUCCUACCCCCAACCCCCUUCCCCAUUAAUGUGAGUAAUGAAUUAGCCUGACCACAGGUGGUCACUGUAGGCUAAUGGAAAAUACCCAAGGGAGGGCAAAGCCCCCCAUCAGAUGCAUGAAUGUUUGCGAAUGUUGACUGCCACUGCCCCAUACACUGUGUCUUUAUAGAAUUCCCCUUUGCCCACCCUCUCCCUGUCUCCACCUGGACACAACUUGCUCAAAGGCUGGUGACUUGUGGGCCAUUCAUCUACAACCAAGUCCUGAUGGAGCAAGAGGCCCACGCCUAGGGGAUGCAAGAACAACCCAUUUCUUAAAUGUUACCAGUCCCAGCCAAUCUUAUGGUGACAUUACAGUUAAAUUUCCCAAUUGAAAACAAGCAAACAGACACUCAAACUGGUCCUGUAAUUGUUGCUAGACUUUAUGUGUUGUACAACUAAACAUUGCUGUUUGAACAGUAA
Nomascus leucogenys (northern white-cheeked gibbon) is the source of this 5813-nucleotide messenger RNA. It is a transcript of the gene SEPTIN3, whose product is annotated as septin 3. The record is from RefSeq and is a predicted model, not a curated record. Lineage: Eukaryota; Metazoa; Chordata; Mammalia; Primates; Hylobatidae. Gene Ontology annotation, cellular component: septin ring; presynaptic cytoskeleton; neuron projection. Gene Ontology annotation, biological process: cytoskeleton-dependent cytokinesis. Gene Ontology annotation, molecular function: molecular adaptor activity; GTP binding; GTPase activity.